This is a messenger RNA of Cyphomyrmex costatus, 973 nucleotides long. RefSeq names its product Arginine and glutamate rich 1 (gene Arglu1). The transcript is spliced from 6 exons. Gene Ontology annotation, molecular function: cadherin binding. Gene Ontology annotation, cellular component: mitochondrion; nucleoplasm. NCBI's taxonomy places the organism in Eukaryota, Metazoa, Arthropoda, Insecta, Hymenoptera, Formicidae. The record is from RefSeq and is a predicted model, not a curated record. The coding region runs from base 16 to 825 and encodes 269 amino acids.
GACGAGGUCGGAGAGAUGGGCCGUUCGCGCUCCCGAUCGAAAUCGCCGAGCAGACGGCGUCAUAAGAGCAAGCACUCGCGCAAGCGGUCCAAGUCGCGCGAGAAGCACUCCAACAACAAGUACUCGGACAAGCCGAAGGAGCGCAGCUCCAAGUCCAGAAAACGAUCCCAUUCCGCGUCAUCCAGCACUGGUACGGAUAUAUCAGAUGAUGUGCACAUCGUCAGUCACAAGAAACGUUCGUAUAGGGACAGGGAUCGAAAGAUGGAUGAGGUGGAAAGGCUGGCGGAAAUGGAGCGGCAAAGGAAAAAGAAAGAAUUAAUGAACAAAAUCUUCACUACGAGCUCAGUUGGACGUCAACGCGAGGUGGAACAAAAAAUGGUGGAAGAAGAAGCAGCCAAACGUAUAGAAGAGCUUGUACAAAAGAGGGUAGAAGAGGAGCUUGAGAAACGUAAGGAAGAAAUUGAUGCAGAGGUGCAAAGGCGAGUGGAAGAAGCCAAAAGGGCUAUGGAGCGUCAAAUGAUGGAGGAAAUGGAAUGGAGACAAGCGAAACUACGAGAGGAGGAGAAACGAAGAGAGGAGGAAGAGCGGAAGAAGCGCGAGGAACUAGAGAGGAUUAUGGAGGAGAACAACAGAAAGAUAGAGGAUGCUCAGAAGAAAUUGGCUGAAGAAAGAUUGGCCAUGGUUGAAGAACAACGGUUAAUGGAAGAAGAAAGACAAAAAAUGAGAAAGGAACAUGAGAAGCGUGUUAAGGAGGAGCAAAAGAGGAUCUUAGGCAAAAAUAAUUCAAGGCCUAAGUUAUCUUUUACAUUAAAAUCGGUUACGUAAGUUUAGUAUUUGUAUUGUUUCAUGCAGUUUUACAUGUGAUAUAUACACUAAAUCUUGUUAGCUUUCGUACUUGAUUCGCGAGAAUAGUUAUUAUAAACUGUAUCUAUGUAGGUAUAUAAGUAUACUUAUAUAGAUACGUAAAUAAGUG